Molecule: messenger RNA, 1679 nt
Organism: Daphnia carinata
Lineage: Eukaryota; Metazoa; Arthropoda; Branchiopoda; Diplostraca; Daphniidae
Product: F-box/WD repeat-containing protein 1A-like
Exons: 11
Coding region: 117-1649 (510 amino acids)
Molecular function (GO): protein dimerization activity
Source: RefSeq, a predicted model, not a curated record
GUGUCAUUUGCCAGUCUCGAACGAACCUAGUCUAGAAGAAGUGGGGUUGAGGUGGGGAAACACUAUUGUAUUUGGCAUUGUCAUUUCGCCGUGAAAUAAGUGAGGAAGACAGUGAAAUGGAAGCUGAAAACAUCGUGGAAGAUGUUCCACCAGCGAUUGGGGCGAAUACGAUGCUCAGCCUUGUACGAAGUCGUUCGGAACUAUCGUCCAAUUACCUAGUUGAAAAGGAGCCCUGUCUAAAGUGCUUUGAUUCUUGGCCAGAAUCAGACCAGGUGGAGUUUGUGGAGCAAUUGUUGCAGCGAAUGUGUCACUACCAACAUGGCCACAUUAACUCGUUUUUGCAACCAAUGCUUCAACGAGAUUUUAUAUCAUUCUUGCCCAAAAAAGGUCUUGACCACAUAGCUGAAAAUAUUUUAAGUUACCUGGAUGAUAGUAGUCUUAGAAAUGCCGAACUAGUCUGCAAAGAAUGGAGGCGUGUGAUUGCAGAUGGAAUGUUGUGGAAGAAACUUAUAGAAAGAAAAGUGCGAACAGAUUCACUCUGGAGAGGCUUGAGUGAACGGCGAGGAUGGGGUGCAUAUCUUUUCAAACCUCGUCCCGGUGAACAACAGCCAGACCAUUCCUUUUAUAGAAAAUUGUAUCCACGUAUACUUAAGGACAUUGAACAAAUUGAAAAUAAUUGGCGGUGUGGCAGACACACACUGCAACGAAUAAACUGCCGAUCAGAAAAUUCGAAAGGCGUAUACUGCUUGCAGUACGACGACCGACGCAUUGUCUCUGGUUUGAGAGACAACACCAUUAAAAUUUGGGAUCGGCAGACUCUACAAUGUGCAAAAGUUCUCACCGGACAUACUGGAUCAGUGCUUUGUUUACAGUACGAUGAGCGUGUGAUAAUUAGCGGAUCGUCUGAUUCAACUGUGAGAGUGUGGGAUCUCAGUAGUGGAGAAAUGGUCAAUACACUCAUUCACCACUGUGAAGCCGUCCUUCAUUUACGGUUUGCUCAUGGGCUCAUGGUCACGUGUUCCAAGGACCGAAGUAUUGCAGUAUGGGAUAUGGUGAGUCCCACCGAAAUCAACCUCCGUCGUGUACUUGUGGGUCAUCGUGCAGCUGUUAAUGUCGUUGACUUUGAUGACAAGUAUAUUGUCUCAGCUUCGGGCGAUCGAACCAUCAAGGUCUGGUCAACGGCAACCUGUGAGUUUGUCCGUACCCUAAACGGACACAAGCGGGGCAUAGCCUGCUUGCAAUAUAGAGACAGACUAGUUGUCUCUGGUUCUUCCGAUAACUCAAUUAGGUUGUGGGAUAUUGAAUGCGGGGCUUGCAUACGCGUAUUGGAAGGACACGAAGAAUUGGUUCGAUGUAUUAGGUUCGAUUCCAAGCGCAUCGUAAGUGGAGCAUACGAUGGAAAAAUCAAAGUGUGGGAUUUACAAGCGGCACUGGACCCCCGGGCACCAGCUGGAACCCUUUGCCUUCGAACCCUCGUGGAACAUACCGGCCGAGUAUUUCGACUCCAGUUUGAUGAGUUCCAGAUCGUAAGCUCUUCGCACGAUGACACGAUCCUCAUUUGGGACUUUCUUCACACAGAUUCGCCUUCUAGUUUAACGCCAUCAUCACGUACCUCACCCCAGCGCACUUACACCUACGUGUCCAUGUAAAGCUUCUCUAGGUCGAGGACAAGAGAAACA